Molecule: messenger RNA, 2700 nt
Organism: Harmonia axyridis
Lineage: Eukaryota; Metazoa; Arthropoda; Insecta; Coleoptera; Coccinellidae
Gene: Axud1
Exons: 4
Coding region: 336-2585 (749 amino acids)
Biological process (GO): regulation of transcription by RNA polymerase II
Cellular component (GO): nucleus
Molecular function (GO): sequence-specific DNA binding; DNA-binding transcription factor activity, RNA polymerase II-specific
Source: RefSeq, a predicted model, not a curated record
CAGAUUAGUCAAACCGAAGUUUCACGUCAAGUCGAAUACGACGGAGUGAAUGUAUAGCUUUAUAACUUGACUUAUCCUUAAUUUUGCCCGCUUCCUCAAAAUGUAUAAUAACGAUGUCAAGGAUUGUGAACUGUUCGAAGUGACAAGUUGGCCAGAACAUAAAGCUAUCCUGUGUAUUUUAAGUUAGUGACCACGAACUGGAAGUCUUAUACAUUUAUUGUUGUUAUUGUUGCCUGCCUGUUGAUUUAUGAUCUAGUGAUUGCCGCGAAGGUAAAAUAAGGAUUGCAGAAUCUGCAAGAGAAAUAUUGCCUAAACUUUCAAAUCAAUGGAACCCGAUGAUCUCUUGUCCUACUGACCGAAAUCGCAAGAGAAUGCCGGUUGAGGAAGUUGAGGUGCUCGAACAAAACGAACCUGUUCCUACAGCAUCAACAGGAAAAAUGUCGGAACCAGAUAUAACUAACAAUUUGUUAAACACGCCAGGAGAAAUGGAGGAGAAGGUUCAUAUGAAUGAGGCAUCAUCUUCUAUUACCGAAAAUUUCGACUGUUCUAGUAGCAAUACUGGUAUUGAAAGCGCGACACUAAGUGAAGACACACAAAUAUUUGAGUUGAAGGAAAAGGAAGUUUUUUUAUCGAAUAGACUAAUUGAAGUAGAAGGGGAGGAUUCAGCAACGGAGAGCUUACAAACUUUGGAGGAGGAACAGGAAGAACCCCAUGACAGAUCUGACGGAUCAGAUUCAGGAUUGGGCUCGGAAAUUUGCGAGGAACGACAAGAAAUAUCAUCGUCGACCGAUGUUCUCGAGGGUAGCGACUCAGAAACGUCAUUUUUCGCCAGGAUGCCCAUCGAGGAACCUUGUCCAGAAACCAAUGCAUCUGUACCAGAACAAAUUAUCGGUCCCGAUGACCUCUCCUCGGAUGAACACGCCAUUUCUACCAGUACUGGGGAAGUGUCGUUAGAACAACAACCGAAAAAGAGCAACCUGAAGAGAAAGCUGUCAACCGACGAUGAAUCCGGGCCGAAGGCUAAAAAGAAACGGGGUAUAAGUUUCGACAGCGUCACCGUCUAUUAUUUCCCCAGAGCCCAAGGCUUCACCUGCGUCCCGUCGCAAGGAGGCUCCACGCUAGGCAUGGGGGCCUACCACACCCACUCGAAAAAAUUCACAAUCAUGGAACACGCCAACGAACAGAGGAGGAUUCACCGUCAGCUGAUGCAGCAGAUGAGGAACAAGAGCGCAUCUAACCUGGCAGCCGCCACCUCCAGCGAGGAGAGUGAGAGCGAGGAGGAACCAAGCGACGCUUCUGAGUCGGAGAUGGACAUGGACAACUAUUACUUCUUGCAGCCGGUGCCCACUAGACAGAGGAGGGCCUUGUUGAAGGCCGCUGGGGUUAGGAAGAUCGAGUCGUACGAGAAGGACGACUGCAAGGACAUAAGAUCGUCCAGGGAGUUUUGUGGUUGCGGUUGCAAGGGUUACUGCGAUCCGGAAACCUGCUCUUGCAGUCAGGCUGGAAUUAAGUGCCAGGUAGAUAGGCUUAACUUUCCUUGUGGAUGUUCCAGAGAUAACUGUGCCAAUUCUUCUGGUCGGAUAGAGUUUAACCCGGUGAGGGUGCGAACGCACUUUAUUCAUACUCUGAUGCGGCUAGAGCUUGAGAAGAAGCAAGAAACGGAGGAAGCGUUGAAGGCGGAGGAAAAGAAGAACCAGCGGAACUGGAUGGAAAACGAGAGGCUGAACAUCGAGUACAAGGAGGAGAAGACGAAAAACUGCCGUAUUAUGAAGUUCUCCAAUGGACCUAACGUGAGGAACGAGUUGGGGGUGGAAAGUUGCAUCCACGACGGUAGCUUCACGAACCUCCACUACGGAGCGCCGGGAGAAGGACCUGGAGGCCUGAACCCCCCAGGGUUUGGAGAUCUGCCGGCUAGAAGCGACUCUUUGGAUCUUUACUCGUUCAGGGAGGAUUGCUACGGGGAGGAUUCGACACAAGACGGGAGCGCAGUCGAUAUGAAGCAUGCCUAUACGUCCGCGCCAACUCCAGGUCACGGCUUCCAGUUUUCCGAUCCCCGGUUUUCCGACGGCGUUUUCCUGGCGUCGGCGUCCUCGUACCCCGCCCCCAAUCAAUACUCGUACCAUCCCGGCUUCGCCGAUUUCAACGCGGUUUUCAACCCUUACCCCGUGUACGGCGAUUUUGCCGGGGAGGGCACCAAGAGCGGUUUCGCGUCCGAGAGCUCGCCGAGUUGCAGUUACGAACAGUUGUUGCCGAACGUUGGCGACGGUUUCGGCUCGGAGAAUUCCAACUCGAAGGAAAAUCAAUACACCAGCUUGAACCCCGUGGAGUCCAAUAAUAAGAUCGAGUCGUUCUCCGACCUCAUCCACGGCCGUUAUGGCAGCUUUGCCACGUUCAACGAGAACUUCGUGCAGGGUUUGGACAGUUCCGAAGACGUGAACUCGAGCGGCGUCGUCGUCGAAGAGGCGGAAAGUGCAGAGAAGAAUGAGGCGGUUAGUUCGAACGCAGUAACGGACAAUGCGACGGAAUGCGGUGAUAAUUUCGGGGAGAUAAUCAAAAAAUCGAUGGUAGAAACGGUUUCUGCUUAGCUCUGAAAUUUUUUUAAAAUUGAUAUGAUUAUUAUUAUUAUGUUUAUCUAGUGAUUAUUGUAAAUGAGAUUUAUAUGAAUUGUAGAGAAUAUUGGAUUAAAAGUGUUUUAAUAAA